UCAAGGUUCAUCUUCUUCUAACUAUUUCUCUUCCUUUUCUAUUUUUUUUCACUUCUAUAUUAACUUCUCUUUGCUUCAUUUAUGUAGGAAAUAUGUCUCCUCUAGCAUUUCUUCUCCUUGGUGUUCUCCACCUGGUUUCACAUGUAAAUGGCCAUGGUGGUCAUGCUAGUUGGAUUAAUGCUCACGCUACUUUCUAUGGUGGAAGCGAUGCUUCCGGAACAAUGGGUGGAGCUUGUGGAUAUGGAAAUUUAUAUAGUCAAGGUUAUGGAACAAAUACAGCAGCAUUAAGCACAGCAUUAUUCAACAAUGGAUUGAGUUGUGGUGCAUGUUAUGAAAUUAAAUGUGUGAAUGAUCCACAAUGGUGUACUCCUGGAUCCAUUAUAGUUACUGCCACUAAUUUCUGUCCACCAGGUGGUUGGUGUGACCCUCCAAAUCACCAUUUUGAUCUUUCUCAACCUAUUUUUCAACACAUUGCUCAAUAUAAAGCUGGAAUUGUACCUGUUGCUUACAGAAGAGUAAGAUGCAGAAGAAGAGGUGGAAUAAGAUUCACAAUCAAUGGACAUUCUUACUUCAAUUUAGUACUUGUGACAAAUGUUGGAGGUGCUGGUGAUGUACAUUCUGUGGCCAUAAAAGGUUCAAGAACAAGAUGGCAAGCCAUGUCAAGAAAUUGGGGGCAAAAUUGGCAAAGUAACUCUUACCUUAAUGGACAAAGUCUUUCCUUUGUUGUCACCACAAGUAAUGGUCAUAGUGUGGUUUCAUUCAAUGCUGCUCCAGCUAGUUGGUCUUUUGGUCAAACCUACACCGGAAGACAGUUCAACUAUUAAGUAACCUUUUAAUCGAUAUUCUAAAAAUCGAAUCAUCCGACGAUAUAUAGGGUUUGAUCAUUUAAACCGUUCGAUUCAGAUUUUAUUCUGAAACGAACAGUUUAACAUUGUUGAACCAGAUCCAUAGUUUUGUUGGUUCGGUUUUUAAAAUAUUUAGUAAUAAUAAUAAUACUAGUAUUUCAAUUUUCUAAGAUUAUUAUUACAUUUAAAAAUUAAAAGGACUAAGUUUUUUUUAGUUGAGUAGUGUAAAUGGAUUUAUUUGAGUUGGGUUAGAUAGAAGAUGGUUUAGCCCAAUUUAUUUAUAUAUUUUGAUUUUAUUUUUAUAUGGCAAGCAUUUGUGGAUGAUGUGCUGGCUUUAUUUAUGCUGUGCCUCAACAAAUGAGAUACUUGCCAUGUUGAGAAAGAUUAAUCUUAAAGAGAUUGUUGAA
Molecule: messenger RNA, 1252 nt
Organism: Lathyrus oleraceus (garden pea)
Lineage: Eukaryota; Viridiplantae; Streptophyta; Magnoliopsida; Fabales; Fabaceae
Product: expansin-A10
Exons: 3
Coding region: 93-824 (243 amino acids)
Biological process (GO): plant-type cell wall organization
Cellular component (GO): extracellular region
Source: RefSeq, a predicted model, not a curated record